AUGAGCUCUACCACCAAGUCCUCCCAGUCCGCCCGUCUACAGAAUGAUUUCGGUGCCGACUAUUGGAUUCGCAAUCCUUCCCAGGAGCACCGCCAUGCUACGGCUGGCCGAGGCCUCUUUGCCGGCCUCCAGGACGUGAAGCAGUAUAACGUCGACAACGGCUGGGCACGGCGUAAGUCCGGCGACAUGCAGAGCGGGCUAUUUGGCUCACUCUGGAGCAAGUACGUUGGCUCUUCCUCCCUCCCUUUCUCAUCGUCCGGCACGGGACCAAACACAGGGGAAUGCAUUGCUGACUAG
Penicillium macrosclerotiorum is the source of this 297-nucleotide messenger RNA. RefSeq lists its product as uncharacterized. Bases 1 to 297 code for a protein of 98 amino acids. The record is from RefSeq and is a predicted model, not a curated record. The transcript is spliced from 2 exons. NCBI's taxonomy places the organism in Eukaryota, Fungi, Ascomycota, Eurotiomycetes, Eurotiales, Aspergillaceae.